Molecule: messenger RNA, 357 nt
Organism: Rhizophagus irregularis DAOM 181602=DAOM 197198
Lineage: Eukaryota; Fungi; Glomeromycota; Glomeromycetes; Glomerales; Glomeraceae
Source: RefSeq, a predicted model, not a curated record
AUAAAAAAUCCAAUGGAUUUUUUUACUAUAAAUUCAAAAUUAAAUGAUAAUCAAUACACAAGUGCAAAAGACUUUGAAAAAGAUAUUUGUCUUAUAUUUUGCAAUUGUUAUACAUAUAAUAAUAUUGGAAGUGAAAUAUAUAAAUUAGGAGAAGCAUUAGAAUUGGCUUUUAAUAAAAUAUGGGCUGAAAAAAUUAUUUUUCUAGUUAAACAAAAGGAAAAAUCAAAGAGAGUACAAGAUAAUGAUACUAAUUCAUCAUUAUAUAUAAUAUAUUUUAAUACUUUUUUUGCAUUUAUAUUAUUUAUAUUACUUACUUGUAAAAAAACAAAUUUGAAUUUUAGAAGAAAACAAAGAUAA